Messenger RNA from Ophidiomyces ophidiicola, 2088 nucleotides. RefSeq lists its product as uncharacterized. Gene Ontology annotation, molecular function: FMN binding; NADPH-hemoprotein reductase activity; flavin adenine dinucleotide binding. NCBI's taxonomy places the organism in Eukaryota, Fungi, Ascomycota, Eurotiomycetes, Onygenales, Onygenaceae. The record is from RefSeq and is a predicted model, not a curated record. Bases 1 to 2088 code for a protein of 695 amino acids. Gene Ontology annotation, cellular component: cytosol. The transcript is spliced from 2 exons.
AUGGCACAAGUUGACUCCCUGGACCUUGUGGUCCUUGCCGUGCUGCUCGUGGGCAGUGUAGCUUAUUUUACAAAAGGGACAUACUGGGCAGUCCCCAAAUCUCCUGCCGUGACUACCUUCGGCGCUACGAACGGAAUGCCAAAAGAGGGCAAGACGCGAAACAUCAUAGAGAAGAUGAACGAGACUGGAAAAAACUGUGUUGUAUUCUUUGGAUCUCAAACGGGGACAGCGGAAGAUUAUGCAUCGAGGCUUGCAAAGGAAGGAAGUCAGCGGUUUGGUUUAAAGACAAUGGUUGCCGAUCUGGAGGACUAUGAUUUUGAAAACCUGGACCAGUUUCCCGAAGAUAAAGUUGCUAUCUUCGUUCUAGCUACGUACGGUGAGGGAGAACCUACAGAUAAUGCAGUAGACUUUUACCAGUUCAUGACUGGAGAAGAUGUUUCGUUUGAAGGGGGAGCUAGCGCUGAAGAGAAACCACUCUCCACUUUGAAGUACAUUGCAUUCGGCUUGGGAAAUAAUACUUACGAACAUUACAAUGCCAUGGUACGGCAAGUCGAUAUUGCAUUGACUAAGCUAGGCGCGAAGAGAAUUGGUACCGCUGGCGAGGGAGAUGAUGGUGCGGGCACUAUGGAAGAAGACUACCUUGCCUGGAAAGAGCCCAUGUGGGUGGCUUUGGCUGAAGAGAUGGGUCUGGAGGAGCGGGAAGCUGUAUACGAACCGACGUUUUCCAUCACGGAAGAACCAGCCUUGUCGCCAGAGUCAGAAACCGUUUACGUCGGCGAACCCAACCAGAACCACCUCGACGGGAAAACUUCCGGCUCUCACAAUGCCCAUAACCCUUUCAUCGCACCUAUUGUUGAGUCUAGAGAACUAUUCACGGUCAAAGAUAGGAACUGCCUGCAUAUGGAAAUCGGAAUUUCAGGAAGCACCUUGAAUUACCAAACCGGCGACCAUCUUGCGGUCUGGCCUACCAACUCUGGCAAGGAAGUCGACCGUUUCUUACGAGUGUUCGGCUUAGAGGAAAAACGUGACACUGUUGUCAAAAUCAAGCCUAUUGAUGUGACCGCGAAGGUACCGUUCCCAACGCCUACUACCUACGACUCAGCUGCUAGGUACUAUAUGGAAAUCUGUGGUCCUGUUUCUCGACAAUUUAUUGCGACCCUGGCUCAGUUCGCUCCCGACGAAGACACCAAAAUGAAGAUGAAGCGUCUUGGUGACGAUAAAGAUCAAUUUCACAGCAAGAUCUCUACCCAAUUCUUCAACAUCGCGCAAGCUCUCCAGAGCCUGACCUCGGAGCCGUUCACAGCCGUUCCUUUCUCGCUGCUUAUCGAAGGUAUCUCUAAGCUUCAGCCACGGUACUAUUCCAUCUCGUCAUCGUCGGUGGUUCAGAAGGAAAAGAUUAGCAUUACGGCUGUCGUUGAGUCCAUUCGUAUACCAGGGGCUGGCCACAUCAUGAAAGGUGUCACCACCAACUACUUGUUUGCCUUAAAACAAAAGCAACACGGCGACCCCAAACCGGACCCCCAUGGCUUGACGUAUGCGAUCACUGGCCCAAGAAACAAAUACGACGGCAUUCAUGUCCCGGUGCACGUUCGGCACUCCAACUUCAAGCUGCCAUCCGAUCCAGCCAAACCGAUUAUCAUGGUAGGCCCUGGUACUGGCGUUGCACCAUUCCGUGGCUUCGUCCAGGAACGCGCUGCGUUGGCCGAGCGAGGAGAAAAAGUGGGCCCGACGGUUCUUUUCUUCGGCUGCCGAAAGCGGAGCGAAGAUUUCUUGUACGAGAAGGAGUGGGAGGCCGUCUCAGAAAAGCUCGGCGAUAACUUCAAGUUCUUCACGGCGUUUUCUCGAGAAACUGACAAGAAGGUGUACGUGCAGCACCGACUCCGAGAAAACGCCGCCUUGGUCGAUCAGCUGCUCAGGGACAAAGCCACUUUUUAUGUCUGUGGUGAUGCUGCCAACAUGGCUCGUGACGUGAACAAUAUUCUUGGCCAGAUCAUCGCCGAGCAGCGUGGACUUCCGGUGGAGAAGGGUGAAGAGCUGGUUAAGAACAUGCGGAACAAGGGGUUGUACCAAGAAGACGUCUGGUCGUAA